GCGCGUAGGGUUUCGCGUUGCGGCUACUGCCUCCCGCGCUCCGUAGUUCUCUCUGUCUGGCGUAGGCGAUUUCUCUACCUCCAGAACCGAAGCCUCUGGAUGAUAAACAAGCACAGGAGGUAGUAGAAAAUACUGAUUGAUUCUGAGAAGAUAAGUAGUGCUUCAGCUGUCCGACUUCAGAGCUGGACAUUUGUCACUUUGGAUUUUAAAAUAAUGUCAUCAUGGCAAGAUUUCGAAGAAGAACAUGCAUCAUUUUGUCACUUUUUAUUUUGUUUAUUUGCUCCCUGAUGAUGGCUUUGAAAACUCUGAGACCUGAUAGAGCUGUUUUUGGGGAUCCAUUUGGACUUGACCUUCUACCAGAACUUCGCCAACACAAAGUCCACUUGGAAACUAAACCUGAUAUGCCAAAUGGUGCCGGGGAUGAUAGUAUAACAAACAACAAGAAUAUAAAGAGUGUUGCUGCCAAUAGCCUAAAAAUUCCUGUGUUGCCUGAGAUAAACAUGGAAGAGCUUCCAUCUCCUAAUUAUAAUUUUCAUGUAUUUUACUAUAGUUGGUAUGGAAAUCCACAAUUUGAUGGUAAAUAUUUACAUUGGAACCACGCCAUCUUACCACACUGGGAUCCCAAAGUUGCUAAAAAUUAUCCAGAGGGCAACCACAUUCCUCCAGAUGACAUUGGGUCCAACUUUUAUCCUGAGUUGGGAACUUACAGCUCCAGAGACCCUUACAUCAUAGAGACUCAUAUGAGGCAAAUGCGUUCAGCUUCAAUUGGUGUGAUAGCCCUAUCAUGGUACCCACGUGGUUCAGCUGAUAAUAAUGGGGACUCUACAGAUGAGUUGGUGCCUGCUAUUUUGGAUAAUGCUCAUAAAUAUAAUCUGAAGGUCACUUUCCACAUUGAACCAUAUAAGAAUCGAGAUGAUCACAGUAUGCACAAAAGUAUCAAGUACAUUAUAGACAAAUAUGGAAGCCAUCCAGCUUUUUACAGGCAUAAGACCAGCACUGGCAGAGUCCUUCCCAUGUUCUAUGUGUAUGAUUCUUAUUUCACAAAGCCAGAAACCUGGGCCAAUCUUUUAACUGCCUCAGGGCCCCUGAGUAUUCGUAACACUCCCUAUGACGGAUUGUUCAUUGCUCUUCUUGUAGAAGAAAGACACAAACAGGAAAUCCAGAGAAGUGGUUUUGAUGGAAUUUACACAUACUUUGCCACAAAUGGCUUUUCUUUUGGCUCAUCACAUCACAACUGGGCAGGCUUAAAAGCCUUUUGUGACAGCAACAGCUUACUGUUUAUCCCAAGUGUGGGGCCAGGAUACAUAGAUACCAACGUCCGACCCUGGAACAACCGCAACACUCGGAACCGAGUCAAUGGGAAGUACUUUGAAACUGCUUUCAGUGCUGCUCUUCAGGUGCGACCUGAUGCUAUUUCCAUCACCUCCUUUAAUGAGUGGCACGAAGGGACUCAGAUUGAAAAAGCAGUUCCCAAGAGAACUGAACACAUGGUAUACCUUGAUUACCAGCCUCACAAGCCAGGUAUUUAUCUGGAACUCACUCGUAAGUGGUCUGAAAAAUACAAUAAGGAAAAGGAACAGUGGCUUGCGUGAAGUGAAUCCAAUGGCCAUUUUAAUAUACUUAGCCCAAAGUGUACUCAUAAUCAAAACAGUCCAAUGUAUCACAGUAUGCACAAUAUUUUGUCAGGUGUACAGAAGAAAUCUUUAAGUCAAUAUGCAUUUCUCUUUAUUAGAAAGAAUAUACAUUAUAUCUUUAUUAGAAAGAAUAUAGACUUUUGUAUAUUGUCAUUGUCAACCUCUUGCAAGUUGUAUUUUGAAAGUAUUUGAAAAGGAAGCUGUGCAAAUUUUUAUAUUCUGUAAAUUAGAUUUAACUAACCUCUCUUAAGAUAAUUUGUGAAACACUCGUGUACAGUAUUAGCAUAGUUUAUAUCAUUUAGGGCUAGAAUUGAAAUUCAGCUUUUAUGACAGUUUAAUUUUUAUUUUGUAGCCUGUGGUGCAGAAAGUAAUUAGCAUCUAAUUAGAGGCUACUUGCUUCCUGGACACAGAAACCUGUUUGGGUUUGUCUGUGGUAGAAAUCACUGUGGUAGAAAAGCAAGGUACUAUAAAAGAAUUGCUAAUGUAUGUGUUUCCUUCUUCAGUUUUGAAAUCCAUUUCCCUCCAGUGACUCAGUUAGCUAACUUCAUGCCUUCUUAAGAAUUGAGGCUAUUGGUUACUGGAACCAGAAACAGCAAAAUAAUUCUCCAUAACACACAGCAUACACACAAUCUGUGCCUUAAGUUAGCAUUACUAAGGCAUUGUUAAAGGGGAAGGGCCCUUUCUGCAUAGCUUGAUGUAUAUUGUUACUUUGCUAUUUUCUAAGUACUUACGCUGUGCUGUAUGCUAUGCAAGUCAUAAAAGCCAUCUCUCUGUCAGAAAUGGUUUUGUUUGGGUUCUUUAAGAUCCUAAAAUUUAGAGUUAAAAUAAUUAGUAAAAUACCACACAAGUUCAUGUCUGUCAUAUAUACAUUUGUGUAUAUAUGUGCAUGCAUAUGUAUAUGUUUUUAAAGCUAUUCAAAUAGUACAAAAAUUCAUUUUUCCUAGACUAUUUGUGGUAUCUGUCAUGUUUUAUUAUUUCUGUUCUUUAGGCUUGUUAAAGAAGUGAUUAUCAUUGAUUUGAAUUCAGCAAUGAGAUUUUAAGUGAGUCCAAAUGUAAGACUUCUUUUUUUUUCACGUAUCUAGUUCAUGUAAAACGAGUACAGCCUAUAGUUAGUGUUUAUGUAUAUAUUAUUUUAUUUUCAAUUCUAAUUUUAAAGGCACAGUCCAUUUUAGGAAAUGAUCUAUAUACAGAUUGAUGUGAUACUAUAUAAAAUUAUUUAAAUGUACAUAGGGAAAAUUGAGUGAAGAAUUUGGGUUAAUUUUGCUUUUACCCAAAUUUGUUUUUAUUAUGGUGAGAACAAGAAUAGUGUUAAUUCUUUCAAUAUGUAGAAAUAUAUCUAUAAUUUAGUACUUGGCACUUUCAUAGGACCUUUAAUCUGAGAAUUAAAACACUUAAAUAUGGAGAUCAAUGGUCCUUAACAGUAGAUGUUUGCCAUUUAAGAAUAACCUAUUUUCAGAUAUUAGUCACUCAUAGUAUUGAAAUUCAUCUACCAACUUACCACCAAAACCAGGAUGUUGAAAUGGAACCUUAAGUAGUACAAUAAAUUAUAUAGUUGUAACCCAGUCAGCAAAAUGUACCGAAUCCGCUGUUGGAACAAUAGAGUUAAAGUUAAGUAUAGAAUCUCAUGUAGGGGUGAAGAGUUGGGAAUAAAAUAAAACAGUAAACGUUAGGUCAUCCAGAGUAUCAAUAUUUGUCUUUGAAAAGGAGUCAGAAAUAGACGUUCAGAUAUACAGGCAAACACAUAAGGACCCUCAGUGUAGCUUGUCCUUGAUUUAUCUGGGCAUGUAUAGCGAGCGGUAAUGACAGGGAGGCUAUCACAGAUAACUGAAAAAUCACCAACAGUGCAGCCUAGCUUAAUCACUUUUCUAUGUUCCUUUGAUAUGUAGGGAUGAAUCUAGUGCCUUCACCAUAACGGAAAGAAAAGACUUUUGUAUAAAUUACGAGACCGUAGUAAUUAUAGCAAUAAUAAUGAUGAUAACUGAUACUAUUCCAGCGCUUUACAGUUUGCAGAGUGCUUUACAUACCUUAUUCAUUUUCUCCUCACAAAGACCUAUGAAGUCAGUAAUACAAAUGUUAUUAUCCCCAUUUUAUAGCUUAAAAACAGAGAUUCAGAGAAAUUUAGUGGCUUGGUCUUACAUUUUCUCACUCCAAAUCUAACAAUCUUUUCAUUUACCACUGUGCCUCCCAAUUAAGCAGAACAUUCAAUUAAAUGAAAUCACUUUUUCCAUCUUUACGAGAAAGAAAUGACUCCAGCCUCCCCCAACAUACCCCCUCACAAAAGCUACCCCAAAUUCAAAUUAUGUAUUAAUUUUUAAAAGUUACUUGCAGGUUAUUAAUACAGGUUUAAUUUAUCCUAUAAUCUUUCUACAACUACAAGACCAUGUACUAAAUUUUUGCAUUCAGAAUGAAAGUUCCUAGAAAAUGACGUAAAAGUCAAAAAUACAAAUGUUGACCCAUUGAACCUAUGGCAAAUAGGGGGUUAGGUUCCCACAACCACCAAAAACUGUAAUAUUUCACUAGAGAUAGCCGAAAAUAUACUUUUCUGCAUACAGUUAUGUUAAAACAUUAAUUCUUAUAAUAUGCAUUUUUCCUAACACAGUAACCAUGAAAUAACCCAUAAAAUGAAAUACACAAAAUAAAAUUGGUA
This is a messenger RNA of Trichosurus vulpecula (common brushtail), 4281 nucleotides long. RefSeq names its product mannosidase endo-alpha (gene MANEA). Bases 222 to 1592 code for a protein of 456 amino acids. The transcript is spliced from 6 exons. The record is from RefSeq and is a predicted model, not a curated record. NCBI's taxonomy places the organism in Eukaryota, Metazoa, Chordata, Mammalia, Diprotodontia, Phalangeridae. Gene Ontology annotation, cellular component: Golgi apparatus. Gene Ontology annotation, molecular function: alpha-mannosidase activity.